This is a messenger RNA of Hansenula ciferrii, 2250 nucleotides long. RefSeq names its product Inp2p (gene INP2). The record is from RefSeq and is a predicted model, not a curated record. Gene Ontology annotation, cellular component: peroxisomal membrane. Bases 1 to 2250 code for a protein of 749 amino acids. The transcript has a single exon. Gene Ontology annotation, molecular function: myosin binding. Lineage: Eukaryota; Fungi; Ascomycota; Saccharomycetes; Phaffomycetales; Wickerhamomycetaceae. Gene Ontology annotation, biological process: peroxisome inheritance.
AUGGAUGGAUACAUACGGGAUGGUAUAGCGCCCUUGAAACGGUACUUAUCCACAGGCUCCACUUCAACUCAUACAAUAAACACAUCAAAACAGUAUAAUUCAAUAUCAACCUUUUGGGAUUCAAAUGAUGCUGAUGCAAAUUCCAAAAUAAGGAGAAAUUCAGAUACUUAUGGAGAUGCAAUGGACUGGGGGAUCGAGAAUUUGGAUGAAAUUGAUGGUUCAAAUACAGAAAUAUCUCAUAAUGAUCAUGAUAUAAGUUCACCAACUUUAAUUAAUGAGUUCCCCAACUAUUCAAAUCAUGGAGAUGAUCAGAUGAGUCGUGAUAAUGAUUUUGAUGGAAUGACACCUCAUAUAGAUGAUAAGUUCUAUGACUGGGGUAUUAGUCCCAAGAAGAAUGCAAAUAACAAUUUAGGGAAAUCAACAUUAAGAAAUAUAUUUGAUGAGCUGAUGAAGCUAAAUCACGAACAACAUUUGAAAAAUCUUGAAUUUUUGGAUGAGUUUAGAUAUACUGUAAUUACAUCACAGUUAUUGGACCAGACUAUACUAGUAUCAAAGUUUCAACAGAUGAAGAAACAAAGUUCAUCUAAACUAUUGAAACAUAAUAAAACUUUCUACAAGAAUGGACUACUCAUAUCGUUGAAUCAAAAUUUCCACAUACAAUCAUUUUUAUGUCCUUUCAAUAUCGUUAAUAUUCUUGGUGUAUUGUCUCAUCUUCAAAAACAUAAAGGUAAUUACCAGAAUUCACAGAUACGGCUUGUUAUUAUCAUAUCAUUGAUUAUUUUAAAUGCACAUACAAUAUCACAUACACAGUCAUUAGACCUUAUACAACACAAGACUUUGAAUCAACUAAAGAGAUUCAUUAAAAUACAGCAAAAAUUCGACUUACAAGAACAAAAGUUAAUAACAAAGUAUAAAGAAUUAAAGCUUUAUAAUAAUAUUUUACCAAUUCAACAACAACAUUCAAGUGAAGACCCUUCCCAAUUAUUUGACCUGGUGUCAAGUACUAUAAUAGUGGCAUCAACUUCAGUAAUAAAUUCAAUUCACAAGAUUUUACCAUAUGUUAAUGGGUAUGAAUUAGAGAAUUAUUGUGAGCUAUACAACAUCGAGUUAACACAACUUGGAUUUGAGACAGAGAAUCUCAAGCCUUUCAAUAUUUCAGAGAGUGAGUCAUCAAUUGAUCAACUUGUCAAUAAAUUUAGAAGAUUUCAGUACCUUAGAAGAUUUUUGAUCGUUUUGUUUCUUGCAAUGAAUCAUCAAUUCUCUACUCAUUCACCGUUUUUAAUGAAAGUAUUUGGAAUUUUUCAAAUAAAAUCAAGACUCACUUGUUCAAUUUUGAAGAGCUCUGUUUUAGUCUCCCAAAGCUUGGAGUCAUUACAAGAACUAAUAUCUGGUUUGGUAGAAUCACUAUCUCAAUUUCGUACAAUUUCAGACAAUAAAGUUGAAUUCAUUGAACCUAGCUCACCAUCCGUUGAUCAAUUGAUGAAUAAGAUUAAAGAAUUUGAACUACAAUUAAUUGUUCUACGCAGAGAUCAUUCCCCACAACAGUUAGAAGAAGCUGGUCAGACAUUGAGUUCAUUACAACAGUUAUAUCAAAGAGAGAUUAGACAAUUUCAAGCUCCAAAACAAAGAUCUGUUUCAACACCUUCAUCUUUAUCAAUAGAAAAAAGAAAACGAUUUUCAUUACCAAAUGCUUCAAAUUAUUCAAAUUUACAAAUUCAACAAUCUCCACAAAGAUCACAACGUCCAAAGACUACUCCACAUAAACAUUAUAAGAGAUUAAGCACAGGAUUUGCAUUACCUUUACUUACAGUUACAGAAGAAGAUGAAGGUUCUAAAAGGGCUGUUUCAUAUGAUGAUAAUUAUUUAAAUAUAAUGCCUACCUAUAAUACGUUCAAUUCAGAUGAAGACUCAAACCAGAUCCAACCUCAAAUUUCUCAAAUUAAUCAACAUUACAUUCAAGACAACAAUUUGUUAUCAAACGAUGAUAGUGUUAUUUUUACAUCAAAUGGUAACAAUGAAGAAGAUGAUAAAGAUGAUGAAGAAGUUGACAGUGAAGAAUUCAAAAGAAAAUUAGAAUUGAACUUUGCAAAAAUGAUUAAUGGUAAUUCUAAUCAAGGUUCAGAUGAUACAAAUGAUGAUGACAAGAACGAUGAUGACAAUGAUGAAGUAAACUUGAAUAAUGAAAAAAUUGAUACACAACAAGGUGUUAAUUUAAUGGAUGAGUUGAAAAUGUCAUUCAAUAAGAAAUAA